This is a messenger RNA of Theobroma umbraticum, 2597 nucleotides long. Its product is annotated as aluminum-activated malate transporter 9-like. NCBI's taxonomy places the organism in Eukaryota, Viridiplantae, Streptophyta, Magnoliopsida, Malvales, Malvaceae. The record is from RefSeq and is a predicted model, not a curated record. Gene Ontology annotation, biological process: malate transport.
CGAUCCCUUUAUAUUACCUUCCAUCCAUAUACACAUCCCACAUCCAAACUCAACUACUGUUACUCAACUCAUCUCCUCAUCUGGCUCUGGCCAUAUUGUUUUGCCAAUACCAUCUGCCUUGUAAUUCCUUUUCUUGGAAAAUCUAAUAAGAAAAGUCACAUUAACAAGCUCGACAAUACGGAGAACUUGAAGCAAAGUGGGCUGACAGGGUUGGAAGAACUUAUAUUAUUUCAUUGGAGAAUGAAUGGCAAAAAGGGCAGUGUUGAGAUCAACAUUCCACCAGCUGCUAAAGCCAAGCAGCCAGAAGUUAUCAAGAAAUCCAGCUUCCAGGGCUUUUCCUGCAAAGCUUGGAUAUGGAAUGUUUGGGAAUUUUGCAAAGAAGAUAGUAACAGAGUAACAUUCUCAUUCAAAGUGGGACUGGCCGUUCUACUGGUUUCUUUGCUUAUACUACUACAAGGACCUUACGAAAUUUUUGGCACCAACAUCAUUUGGUCCAUCCUCACAGUUGCAAUCAUGUUUGAAUACACAGUUGGUGCCACUUUCAACCGAGGAUUCAACCGAGCACUUGGAAGCUUGCUUGCGGGAAUCUUAGCUAUUGCAGUUGCUCAGUUAGCUCUACACGCUGGCCGGGUUGCUGAGCCUAUAAUAAUUGGGAUAAGCAUCUUCUUUAUCGGGGCUAUUACAUCAUUCAUGAAACUAUGGCCAUCAUUUGUUCCUUAUGAAUAUGGUUUCCGGGUCAUACUCUUCACCUAUUGCCUGAUAAUAGUCACUGGAUAUCGAAUGGGGAACCCAAUUAGAACUGCCAUGGAUAGGCUGUACUCUAUUGCCAUUGGAGGUUUUGUAGCAAUCUUCGUGAACGUGCUUGUUUUCCCUAUAUGGGCUGGGGAGCAAUUACACAAAGAGCUAGUCAACAGCUUUAACUCGCUUGCUGACGCUCUUGAAGAAUGUGUGAAGAAAUAUUUAGAAGAUGACGGGUUAGAUCAUCCAGAAUUCUCCAAGACAGUUAUGGAUGAGUUCCCAGACGAACCUGCCUACAGAAAAUGCCGAACCACAUUGAACUCUUCAGCCAAAUUGGAAUCCCUGGCUAAUGCAGCAAAAUGGGAACCCCCACAUGGCAGGUUCCAGCACUUCUUCUACCCAUGGUCAGAGUAUGUUAAAGUUGGAGCAGUUCUACGAUGCUGUGCUUAUGAGGUUAUGGCACUCCAUGGAGUUCUCCACUCUGAGAUUCAGGCCCCUUACAACCUCCGAAUAACAUUCCAGUCAGAGAUCCAAGAUGCAACAAACCAGGCAGCAGAGCUAGUGAGGAGCUUGGGCAAAGACAUUUGCAACAUGAGGCGAAGCCUCAAAAGCUCCCUCCUAAAGAGGGUUCACAGCUCAGCCGAGCGACUCCAACGUGCCAUAGAGGUGCAUUCAUAUCUCCUCACAGUGCAGUGCGACCCUCCUGAUAACUCUUCUAAGCCACUUCCAAAGCUUUCUCAUGCUCUAUCAUCAACCCUCUGUGACCUACCAGAGGAGUUGGAUAACCUUGACUGCACAAGCCCUGAGAAGAGCUCGAAUCAACUAACACAAAACAGGCAGUCAGGGACUCCCCCGCCAGCACAAACUGAGUCCUACCAUGAGAUGAUGAGGAAACAAUCACGAAGGCUGCAUUCUUGGCCAUCCAGGGAGGUGUAUGCUUUCGAAGAAGAAGGAGGUUUUGGCACGGACCUUUUACCUAGGAUGAGAGCACUCGAAAGCACUGCAGUGUUAUCACUUGCCACCUUUACUUCCUUGCUCAUUGAAUUUGUAGUUAGGCUUGAUCACCUGGUGGAAGCAGUUGAUGAACUCUCAAAGAUGGCUAAGUUCAAGCACUAGGGUCUAUAGAAGGGAGAAGGGAGAGGGGGGUGUGAGUCCACACAUUAACACAUGUAUGCGUAACUUGACGCUGUAACACCACCAUAUAAAACUAUACCGUUAGAAAAAGGGGACCAGGGAGGGAGAGUAAAGAGGGAUUUCAAAAGUUGUUGUAAUAACCCAAAAAUAAAGAUAAUUUUUCCUUUCCUUCAGAACUUCUUCUUGUUAAGCUGAAACAUAAAAAACCAAAAAAAAAAACAUGGAAUCCACAGAAAGGAAUUUCACAUAGCUUUCACUAUCAAGAAUCCAGAGAGAGAUGCUUUGGGCAAAGUCGUCGAUUUAGAAACCAUGGGCAACAAGCAGUUUUCAACUACUCGUUGCUGGGUUUUAGGAACAGUGGUGGCCUUUCGUUUAGAAAACGACAUUGCAAGAAAGAUGCGAAAGGACAAUCACAUGCCCUUGCUUAGUUUUGCAGGAGAACCAAACAACGAACUAAUAGACCUUUGAACCAAGCAUGGGUGGACGGAUGAAAAACAGGAAAGUCGAGAACCAGAGAACGAAGUACGGCCAGUGGAGCAAAUAAACAUUUUGAAAUAGAUUCAUCAACAGCUUUGGAAACCCAAAUCAUGUUUGGCAAUAAAGGCUUUAUUUAAAUGACUAAUUCAAAGUUUCCGAAUAGAAGGGCAAGGGGGGGAGGAGAUGCGUGGCAGACCUGCAGUGCAAUUGGAAUCGGGUCAUCGGUUUCCCAGUGUAAAGGCUCCCAU